AUGGCAAUAAAAAGACCUCAAAGUGCUCCUCGAAGAAGAGAAUGCAUCCUAAAAGACGAUUCCUUAGACUUAAUUCCAGAAUCUGACCACUACACCCGACAAUGCAUUUGUUUUAUGUGUACCUGUGGCAAGCACAGCUGCCCAGCAAUAAAAAAGACACUUUAUCCUAAAACGUCAUUUUCUUCUCAAUACCAACUUACCUUCAAAAAGCCAUCCAGCCGCAGCCCUCCCCAACGAGUCCGAUCUUCCUACUCUCCAAGUCCUUUUAAAAUGGAGUUAAUAACUACACAAAAGCAAGACUACAAAGCCCCUGACCUAAAACCAUUUUCCAAGCCAGUAACAGUCUCCUCAUCUUUUUCCAAUUUAAAGUUCUCAGGCCGAACAAAAUACCAAUGUGAUUUUCCCAAUUGAGGACCAAUUGAUAUAAAGCACGAAAAAGACCCUCAACUUACACAUGAGACAAAAAUGAAAUUUACAGGGAAAAGUUCUUAUUCAUUGUUUUAUGAAAGAAAAAGCUCUUCUCCUGAGAUAAAGCAUAAAGUGUCAUCAUCGCCGUCUCUUUCUCAUAUAAAAACAUAUGAAUCUGGAUAUGAGUCGUCAAAUAAAAGAGACUUCAGGCCAGUUCAGAUAAGAUAUAACACUCCUGAUUUGAAAAAGCAUAGCCAGUAUAUACCAACAAGUUACUCUCCAUAUCAGUUUAUAAGUAUGUCUAAAAAGACAUUUACAGGGUCUAAUUCGCCUUUUAAAGAUCCUCAUAUGAUAAGGAAAAGAGCGCUUGCUGAUUAA
This is a messenger RNA of Blepharisma stoltei, 786 nucleotides long. NCBI's taxonomy places the organism in Eukaryota, Ciliophora, Heterotrichea, Heterotrichida, Blepharismidae. The record is from the annotation of a GenBank genome assembly.